Messenger RNA from Sardina pilchardus (European sardine), 669 nucleotides. Its product is annotated as fatty acid-binding protein, adipocyte-like. Gene Ontology annotation, biological process: fatty acid transport. The record is from RefSeq and is a predicted model, not a curated record. Gene Ontology annotation, cellular component: nucleus; cytosol. The transcript has 4 exons. NCBI's taxonomy places the organism in Eukaryota, Metazoa, Chordata, Actinopteri, Clupeiformes, Clupeidae. Gene Ontology annotation, molecular function: fatty acid binding. The coding region runs from base 150 to 551 and encodes 133 amino acids.
UGCUGUGCUUGAUUGAACUGAUUGGUUUAAAAAAGUUGACACGUGCGUCGGGGGCCUCUUUAAAUUUAAGCAAGGAGUUCAGUUUUCAGUGUACAUCGAAGAACUUUUGAUACUUUAUUAAUACAGAUACAUACAAGGGCUAUAGCAAAAUGGAACAAUUUGUGGGAAAAUGGGCAUUGAAAAGCAGUGAGAACUUUGAUGAAUACAUGAAGGAAGUUGGAAUGAGCUUUGCUACUCGCCAAAUGGGAAACAUGACCAAGCCCAGUCUAGUUAUCAGUUUGGGUGACCAGGGACUCAUCUCUGUUAAGGGUGUAAGCACAUUCAAGACCACAGAAAUCAAAUUCAAAUUGAAUGAGGAAUUUGAUGAAACGACUGUAGAUGACAGAAAAACUAGGACUCUGAUUACCUUGGAAAAUGGUAAACUGGUGCAGAAACAAAUGUGGGACGGCAAGGAAACCACAGUUGAAAGAGACGUGCAGGAUGGAAAACUGGUUGCGAAAUGUAUAAUGAAUGAUGUGGUGGCUGUGCGGAACUACGAACGGGAGGCAUGAUCCCAGGCGUCCUUGGCUGUUACCCUGUUGAUUCUUUUAAUCCCUGCAAUCAAGACCCUGCUUUCACUGGGUUAUUUCAAAGGAGGAUUUCAACCUUUGUGUCCCAGAAAUGUGUCCC